UAGUACUUACACCUGUGACCGUAAAUAUGGUGUAAUGGGAGUUUCCUCGUAAAGCUAUUCAUUAUCCUUGUUUUUAUAAUGAUUUAAGCCAACAAUGAGAACAAGCAUAAUUCUUAACCAAUUUUUGAUGAUCAUUUUAGAUGAUCAUAAAAAAUAUCUUUCAAGAAUAAUUUAUACAUAAAUAUGAAGAUUUAACCUAAGAAACAAAAAAAUAUAAAGUUAUGUGCGAGAAAGAUACAAAUCGAUCGUCGAUAAGGAAGAUACCAAACAAUUGUUUAUAAAAACGUCGAAGACGUACUUUGGAAAGAGACAAGACAUCAUUUCGUUUCCUUUUUUAAAAUAAAUUCAUUUCAUCUGACAUUGACGUAUUAAUAAUGGCGAAAGAUACGUACGACAAUAAUAAUUUGGAUUGGCUAAAAAUAAGAGAAGUUGACGCUGAAGAAUAUCCCGUUGGACAAUUAGCUGAAACCCCGAAGGAGAAAUUAUUUCGUAAAGUACGAGAAAAUCCUUUCGUACCAUUAGGUACACUUGCCACAGUGUCUGCUCUCACUUACGGAUUAUACAAUUUUUCUAUAGGUAAUACAAAAAUAUCACAGUAUAUGAUGCGUACACGUGUUGCUGCUCAAGCUUUUACUUUCAUUGCCAUAAUUACUGGUCUUAUGUUAACCCAGAAUAAAGUUAACUCUAAAACAUAAUAUGUAUGAAGAAAUGUAAACAAAUCUUUUAAUCAUAGAAAGUUGAUUUUCAACAUAUUUAGAUUUAUGUUAUCAUAAAUAACAUCAUAUAGUUUAAACUUC
This is a messenger RNA of Vespa velutina, 797 nucleotides long. RefSeq names its product HIG1 domain family member 2A, mitochondrial. The transcript is spliced from 3 exons. The record is from RefSeq and is a predicted model, not a curated record. Bases 375 to 695 code for a protein of 106 amino acids. NCBI's taxonomy places the organism in Eukaryota, Metazoa, Arthropoda, Insecta, Hymenoptera, Vespidae. Gene Ontology annotation, biological process: mitochondrial respirasome assembly. Gene Ontology annotation, cellular component: mitochondrion.